AUGGCUGCCCACAGUCCUGUCAUACCAGUCAAUCGCUCAGGUUAUCAAGCUAUCAUGGCUGUACAAUUGGCCCAUGAGAAAACCCCGGCAGAGAGAAUAUUUGCAAAACAAAAGGCACUCUCGUGGCCCCCUUGGAAAGAAGCUCGAAUGGGAAUCGACUCAGAACGUGGCAACGAGGGUAUGCGGAGUCGCACGAUGCAGGUAUUGUCUCAGAUGAUAGAAGCCGGCUAUGCGCCCUCUCCCUGGGAUGAUGUGGCUGCAAUUCUCGCGGGCUGGGAUACCGAUGGUACUCCCACUAUUCAGACGCGGAGUCUAGCGAGACCACAGAAGUCUUUGGGGCCUGGUACCAAAGAGUCCAAGGUUACUUCGACAGUUUGGGCAAGCCGAAUUCGUGCGACCCGCACUUUACGAGAGGCUUGGGCGUGUUUUCUAUCAUAUGAAACUCGUUGUGGCCAUCCCAGUGAGCCAGUAUACCAUGCCAUGGCCAGAAAGUUGAUUUACAGGAUGGAAGGAAGUGACGACAUAAAUUCUAAGAAUGAAUCCCUUCCGGGAGAUGGUUUCGAGGUUUAUCCAGAACCAAGCUCAGCUCGCGACGUAACAUAUGUCCCUACAGAGCCGCCAACACUUGAAGAACUGAUUGAGCGGAUGAUAUCGCAAGGGAUUUUACCGGGCGUUGAUUUUGUCGCUCUGCUACUACGUUUCUCGCCGGAUUUCUCAACAGGGCUGAGAUAUAUAGCUGCAUUUUUGAGCCCGAAGCAGACGAAGGCUGUGAGUGCUCUUUACGUUGGGGACCUUGAAGGGGAAAAUUUAGAAACCCUAAAGGCAAUGAAACCUAGUCUUUUCGACUCGAUCAUUACCUUCUUUUGCACCAAAUCACACUUGCCAUGUCCCGGACAUCGCUUCCGCAAAUCGGAUCUUUUCCCAAUUCUAAUGCAGCGACCAUCGCAGCUCGUGGUCGAUACGAGUACCUUCUUCUCCGACGAAGACGUCUUACGAGAAGGCAACUGGAACGGUCACCCACAGACAUUAUCGCACGCAGUUGAACUCUUGCUGGCCAGAAAGCCGCGGCGGGUGGCAGCAUGGAUACCUUUGCUCAAGGCUUUAGCUUCGCCAAGGGGGCCGAGCGAAGAAAGAUUGGUCAAGCCACAUGUGCACUGGUACUUCGCUUGGUACGAGGUAUCCGAAGUGAUUCACUGGAUGCAGGAACUGGGCCUUGAACCUGGGAUGGAGGGUUUCAUCGUCCUUUGUCAAAUAUUUGCGCACGCAGUCGGCGUAGGAAUUCAAAGUAUAGCGGCAGCCGAGGAAAGCUUAUACUUGGCACACAGAAUGAAAAGACAGAAUGACAAAUUACAUGUCAACAUUGCGGAUGAUUUCGAGUCAUUUGUUUACCAGGGACUUCGGGUCUUGAAGUCCUAUUUCGAUCGCCUUGUGCUGCCGAUUCAUCCUAUGUUAUUUAAAAAUCAAAGUCCCAGCAGCGAAACUGGCCAGUCCUCCUCGCUUGAAUUGCCUAAACUGCCUGGAAUGAUCGUGCCAGACAUGAUUGAGGUGCCCACUCCUGCUGCAUUGCAUUCCUUUGUCAGAGCUCUCGGAACUGCCGAGGACCAUGACGGUAUCCUCAAUCUGCUCGAAUGGAUGAGUCGAUACGCGUCGGAAAUCGCAGACGCAGCUGAUCUAAAGCGAGGUGGUAGAAAGAUGUUGCGGCGCACCUUGACUGCUAUGCGAGUUUAUCUCGAAGAUCUGAAUGCGCUCAAAUUGCCUAUGCGCGAACCCGAACCCGAGCCUAUGGUGAGUGGCAAGGCAUCUCUCGAUUCUUAUUACCAACUCGGCGAGAAAAAAGAUGAUCAUGCAGAGGCUCGUCCCAUAUUCGUCGAUGGAAGAGUCGAAGAGGCAUAUGAGAUUAUUGAGAGCACGGCAAUCUGGGGAUCUUGGCCCUCGGACGAUGAGGUUCGAGCAUACGUUGCACAUUAUAUGCAUCCUGAUAUAUAG
Molecule: messenger RNA, 1986 nt
Organism: Talaromyces amestolkiae
Lineage: Eukaryota; Fungi; Ascomycota; Eurotiomycetes; Eurotiales; Trichocomaceae
Exons: 1
Coding region: 1-1986 (661 amino acids)
Source: RefSeq, a predicted model, not a curated record